GAGUGGUGAUGUCAGAGGACAUCACGGGCCGUGACGUCACGGGGGAGCUCCGCGGAGUCGCCGGGACUCGCGAGCGGUCAGCGCGCCGCUGCUGCUCCUGCGCUGCUCUUUCUGCUGUUGUUGCUGCACAGCAGCUGAUAGAGACUGAGCCUGUCUGGACGAGAGAGAGAGGGGGUGUGAGAGCUGAAGCGAAGCGGCGCAACGACUUGGGAGGAUUUUCGACACUCCUCGGCACUUCGAUGGGGUGGUGAUGGUGACGACGGCGAUUGUGGCGGUGACAGUCCCUUCAAGGCGGAGGAGACCCGAGUUGGAGGGAUUUGGCAUGAGGCCUCAGACUGGCCGCCGGGCCCUGGUGGCUCAUCUGCAGGCACUUCUGCUGCUGCUGCUCCUACACGCCGGUCCCUCCGUGGCAUUUUCCUGCGCCGGCCGGAACGACGCCGAGAAUUCCGUAACCCCCACCUCGGCGUUCGACUUCGCGAUGUACGUCGCGCCGAGUGCCGUCUCCAACGUCGCGGCCAGAAACGGCGCCAUCUAUGUCGGCGCCACCAACGCCAUCGUGGUGCUGGACCGCGAGCUGCGAAUGGUCAGGAACUACACGACGGGGCCCAGGCCCGAGACGUACGGGGACGACCCCUGCCGGGACCUCCCCGUCAGCGGUAACAACAACGACACCGGCGGCGGUGCCGGUGCACCGCGCCUCGUAGACAACGACAACGCGCUGCUGCUGCUGUCGGACGACUACAUGGUGGCGUGCGGUAGUGCGCGCCGGGGGACCUGCGUGCUGGCGCGGCUUCGCGGCGGCCCCGGGGACGCGCGCUGCCUCUACAACCACGACGAGGACGACGAUGAUGACGACGACGAAGCCGAAUCCUGCCCAGACUGCAUGGCCGGCACCCUGGGCAGCCGUGCCGUGCUCUACUCCGACGGCUUCACCCGGCUGUUCGUCGCGAACACCGUCGAUGGCGGCGGCGGGCGGUUCGCGCCGCGCUCCCUCUCGCUGCGCCGGCUCAAGACGAGCGAGGACGGCUUCGUGUUCGCGGGCCAGCACGUCGGGGCGGACUCGACGAUGGACGUGCUCCCGCGGCUGCGCGCCGCGUACCGCGUGCGCUACGUGGACGCAUUCGCGAGCGGCGCGUACGUCUACGCGCUGUCUGUGCAGCGGAGCGCUCCGGGCUCCGGGCGCUAUGAGACGCGCCUGGCGCGGUUCUGCGCCUCCGAGUCGGAGUUCACGUCCUACGUCGAGUUGCCCCUGCGCUGCGGCGGUGCCGACACGCGGCUGCGCCGGUCGGCGGAGCCGUCCGACUACGAGCUCGCGCAGGCCGCGUUCGUGAGCCGGCCCGGCGUCGAGCUCGCCUCCUACCUGAAGCUGAAGGGUGGCGACGAGGCGCUGUUCGUGGCGUUCGCUCGGUACGGGGGCGCCGCCACCGGGCCCGACGAAGCCCCUGUGCCGCUACCCGACUCGGCCGUGUGCGUUUUCUCCCUGCCCGCCGUCGACCUGGACAUCGACAACGCGCUGCGGCGCUGCGACAUCAAGGGGCUCGAUCACUUCCUCGGCACAGAGCCGCCGGCGUGCACACCGGGCAAGCCGUCGGUGCCCCGUCGAGUGUGCGGCGCCGGCGGCCGUGACGUGCGGGCCCUGAUCGCCAGGCCCUACUCCCGCGUGGACGUCUACCAGCGGCAAUUCUCGGGCACGCUGCUCACGUCGAUCGCGGUGGGCGCCGCAGGCAACGACACGCUGGCGAGCUUGGGCACUGCGGACGGACGCAUCGUGCAGAUCGCAGUGAGCAUGGGCGGGCGGCCGCUCCCAUACGCCGAGCUCCGCGCAACGCCGGAUGUCCCCAUCUCGGCCCGCCCCGCAUCCCUGUAUGAUGGCCCGAACCGCCACUUCUUCUUUGUCUCCGGGAACAAGGUGGUGAGGGUCCCUGUGGUGGGGCCGGGCUGCGGCCAGCUGCUCGAGUGUGGCCGCUGCGUGGCCGCUCCACGCGCGCUGGGCUGCGGGUGGUGCGCCGGGCGGUGCGUGCCGGAGCGGCACUGCCUCGCGGGAACGCCCUGGAGCCCCCGCUUUUGCCCGCCCCUCCUCUCCGCGUUCCACCCCGAGCGCGCGGUGGUGGAGGGCGGCACGGAGCUGACGCUGUGCGGGAGACACCUGCGGUCACCGGCGGAGCUCGCAGGGACGUUCACGGUCCGCGUCGGGGGCACGGGCUGCCUGGCGCUGCCCACGCACAGCAACGAGACCACGUUGCGCUGCCAGCUGGAGGCGUUUGUCGGUCGUCCGGAGACGCCCCAGGUGAUCCAGGUGUUUGUGAACGAGUUGGCGCCAAGUACCAGCCAGGCCGCGCGGUUCACCGAGCAAGGCGUGGCCACCAUCUCCGGUUUGCAGUUUGUGAAUCCGGUGCUGCUGGAGGUGAAACCCUUGCGUGGGCCAAUUUCGGGGGGCACUCGCGUCACCGUGCGGGGGCGACACCUCGACAGUGGCACGCGGAGACAGCUGCUGCUGGGCAGCACGGGCAGCAGCUGCAAGCUGACGCGAGUGAGCUCCGAGCUGCUGGAGUGUGUGACGCCGCCAGAGGCGGCAGUGGCGGGCGUCCCGGCGGGACACGAGGUGACGCUGCGGAUCGACGGGGCGACGCGCACGAUGCCCAACGGCGCCUCCUUCAAGUACGCGCCGGACCCUGUGGCGCUGGCCCUGGAGCCCUCCGUGAGCGCCGCCAGCGGUGGGAGAGUCCUCACUGUGCGGGGAGUGAACCUGGACUCGGUGGAGAGCCCCGAGUUGGUCGUGCACCUCGACACGGACGAGCUUCUGAGAGCGGCCUGCGAGGCGACGGCGCACGGCGACGUAAUGACCUGCAUCGCACCGCCGCUACCGCCGAACGGCAGCGCCGCGGGCAAGCCACGCCGCCUGCCAGCCACGGCCACGGUGUCGCUGGCGAUGGGCAACCCGCGGGCCUUCCCUUUCUCCUACAUGGCCGACCCGGCGCUCGCCGCCUUCCGCGAUGACGAUGACGCCGCCGGCCGGAGGCUGCUGCGGAUGUCGAGCGGCGUCCGCACGCUGAGCCUCGAGGGCCAGAACCUGAACCUGUCGGCCACGAGCGCGGAGGUGGCGGUGAGCCUGGGGGUCGAGGCCUGCACCGACGUGCGGCUAUCGGCCAACUUCAUCAACUGCACGGUCCCGCCGGGGCUCCGCUCGGGCCCCGAGGGCCUCGCCGUACAGGUGCGUGUGGGGAACCUGCAUCUGGAGCCGGGGUGGCUACUGCUGGCGGAGCCGGUCCCCAACACCGCACCCUGGCUGGCUGGCUCGCUGGCGGUCACCGUGCUGCUGCUGGGAUGCCUUGUGCUGCUGUGGCUGCUGCUAAAGAAGAGGGGCGUCGUUGGCGGUGGAAAGCCGCGGCUGCGCUUCGGCGCGGCGGCGGAGCCCGGCACGCGGCUCGGCGCGCUCCUGGAGCCCGGGCGGUCACGUCCCUCGGUGCGACCUCCGGCCCCGCAAGUCGACGCGGCGCCAGGAGCCGCCCAGCGCCGCUCGUUCGCGCACGACAACGUCUACGCGGCGCUGCGCGGCGGGGGAGACGCGGGCCCCGCCGGGCUGCCGUGCUUCCUGGGCUCCGCGACGUCACCGGAUAGGACCGUCGACUCGGACAGUGACGACGGCCAGGGCUCCGUCCCGUGCCACCCGCUGCCCCCGCAGCUGAGGGCGCUCGCCACGGAGGGAUCCGGCAUGGAGACGCACGAGCAGCACGCAUGCCUGGACGGCGACCUCCUCCAGGAGGUCAAGCACCUGCUCAUCCUGGAGGGACACCUGCAGGUGGACAAGAUGAUCGGGAAAGGUCACUUUGGCUGCGUGUACCGCGGGGUGCUGACGAACAACACGGGCCGCACGGUGCGCUGCGCUGUCAAGUGCCUGAGCAGAAUCACGGACGUUGAGGAGGUAGAGCAGUUCCUGAGGGAGGGUCUGCUCAUGAAGAACUUCCAGCACGAGAACGUCUUGUCUCUGCUCGGCAUCUGCAUGCCGCUACACGGAACUCCGCUCGUGGUGCUGCCCUACAUGAAGCACGGAGACCUGGGGCACUUCCUGCGGCAGGAGACGCACAAUCCCACGGUUAAGGACCUGAUCGGAUUUGGGCUGCAAGUGGCUCGGGGCAUGGAGUACCUGGCCAGUAAGAAGUUCGUGCACAGAGACCUGGCUGCCAGGAACUGCAUGCUGGACGAGAGCUACACGGUGAAGGUGGCCGAUUUCGGGCUGGCGAGGGACAUCUACAACAAGGAGUACUACAGCAUCCGCAACCACCAGCGGGCCAAGCUGCCCAUCAAGUGGAUCGCGCUGGAGAGCCUGCAGACGCAGAGGUUCACCACCAAGUCGGAUGUGUGGUCGUUUGGCAUUCUGCUGUGGGAGCUGCAGACCCGGGGGGCGCCCCCCUACCCCGACGUGGACCCAUUCGACAUGGCGCGCUUCCUGCGUCAGGGCCGCCGGCUGCCCCAGCCCGAGUACUGCCCUGACGAACUGUACGUGCUUAUGUUGGACUGCUGGGGACCGACCGCCGGGGAUCGCCCGGGCUUCCCUGAGCUCGUGAGACGCCUGGAGCUGCUGCAGUCGUGCCUCAUGGGCGACCACUACAUCACGCUGCGUGUCGCCUACGUCAACCUGGAGUCGCCACCGCACUACGCCGCCUCGCCCUCCGCCGACACCGAUCCAGUCACCCCGGUCACCGAGCUCUCUUAAUGCCCCUUUUAGUCCGCAUGACCGAGCUGCUCCAGAGCCACGGCGAGCCAACGGCUCUGCUGGCCCGGUUGUUUUAUCCACUGUAGAGAUUGAGCCGUACCGCUUUAAUGUCACACACGUGGUGAACAAGUUGAGACGUGUGUGGCCGACGUGCUGACGCUGUGACCUCGGUGUACUGACUGACGUCACGUGCAGUGAAUGUGUCAUUAGCUCCGCUGCAGGCCUUGCUUAGACCCCAAACGGAUUGUGAUGCCUUGGUUUGAUUUUGGCUCCACACGGCAAACAACCAGUGAAAAACCACCCAUGCCGUGAGGCUACGAUGUACCAGUGGAAAAGGGAAACAGAGGCCCAGUGAGUGGUGUAGUUAACUGUGGUUAUCCGAUGGGGAGACUCUAGCCCUCGCCACAGAAAAUUUAACUGGUCUAGUUUUGUAUCGAACGAGGACCAAUCUUCACAGAAAGGUCCCUUGCCUAUGAACAUCUGUCAGUUCACCAGCAUUGAAGUAAGCCUGUCUCUGCAAAUGAGACAUUCAAUAUCAAAAUAAAUCCAGAGUUUGCUUGAAUUGAACCAAUGCUGUUGCUGAUAAAUUUCACUUCCGGAAGGCCGUUUGGCUGAUAGGAUGUGUUAAAGAAUUUUUUUUUAAUGUGGAAAAACAAAUAUGUAAGGGAGGCGUUAUUUAGUAUGAACAUUCUCCAUGACACGUAAUGAGUCAUUUGUGAAUGGAGUCACGUGUCCGAUCUCGUAGCGAUUGAACUGUGGAGGGGCUGAAUUAAUACGAUUCCCCAACCGUUGAACAAGUCAACAAAUGCUGCACGUAAUUACUCAUUAUUGGAAAGCAGUUUUGCCAAUAUGCAUUGACAUUUAAUAUUUUAGGUUUACAGAUUGUGGUCAGUUGAAGGUCAAUACAUUCUUGGGAAUUAUAUAACAACAUUUUAGAAAUACUGAACACUGCAAUCUUAUGGUGGUGUCAUCCACAUGCAUUCAUAGUCAUUGUACAUGCUAAUUGUCCAAAUGAGAAUUCUUAUCAGAAUAUUUAUAUAUCCUGGAGGAAAUCCGAUGGGCUAUGAAGCUCUUUUUUCAUAGAUGUCCAUUAGGAGUGGGUCAGCAAGUAACAACAACAAACAAUACAAAAAAACGAUAGGAGUGCAAAAGAAAUUGUAUUUGGUAGAAUGUAUGACUCUAGAAUGUACACUUAGCAUAAUAUAUCGUACUCUUUUUUUCGAGGACACUGAGAACAAAUUUCAUAUUCAUAUGAUCUAUAGCUUGGUCAAAGGUGUGACGUUCCUGCUUCAUGUAACCUAUAUGUAUAUAUAUUGUUUAAACAAACUACAUUUGUCAUCGUCACAAAGGGUCACGGUGAGCACAGCAGUCCGUCUCUUCAAGGGAAACUACAUUUCUCUUCGGCUGAUUUGGUUGCAACAGACAAACUCUGGCACACUCGGCGUAAUGGGGCUUCAUCGUGAGGGUCUCUCACUAUGACUCCUGGAAACCAGCGGCCCUUGUUUUAACAGGCCUGGCAUUACUGGUGACUCAAAAAUUCGAAAAUGGUCCAGAGUUUGCUUGCGUCAAGAAAGAUAUCCGGUGGAACAUUGGGGUGGAAAACCCAUAGGCCAUUGGACAAAUAGUGAAGUGAGUUUAAUGUAGAGACAGAUUUCUUGUUUGCUUACUAUUUGCACACUUUGUGACUCAGUGUCGCCUAUUUUUUAAAUGCUUUGUGAUUUCACUGCUGCUUAUUUCCCGUACAGGAAUACCCCGCUAUAAGUUGCAGCAUUAUAUGCUGUUUUGCAUAUACGUUGGCGAUUAAUGAGGGAACACAUUUCCUGAAGAGUAAUGUUCCGCAAAUUGCGCAAUAAUUUUACACAUUUUUUUAAAUCUCAGAACGCGUGCGGUGAAAACGCACCAUUCUUCGAUGUAAUAUCACACUGUAUGUGUGUAGUGCAUACCACUGAACAUCGCUCUGCCAUGUGAAAGGAGUUUCUUUCACAUGGCAGAGGGAAGCUGUGGACUUGACGGUGUGGAGGAGUCGGACAAUGUGCUGGAGUUGCUCGAGUCCCACGCUGCGGAGCGAUAAAAUGAGGAUCUGGAACAACAACGAGCUGAGGAAGAGGCCAAUGGAACUCAACCACCACCACCACCACGAAUAUUCACUUGAAGAAGAUUGUCAAGAGGCUUUUGUUAAUUUGGAAGCAGCAAUGGGCAUCUUCAGAGAGGAUGAGCCGAAUAGAGAACGCAAUGCUUAAGUUAACAGGACAUUAACCAGUGGCAUCCACUGCAACGAGGAGCUGUACCCACAGCAGAAGAAGAAACAUUCUGCUCAGCUGACUUUGGACAGAUUUUUUUAAGCGUUCUGCAAUCAAACCAGAAGAGAGCAGAAGAGAGCCAGCUUCCUCUGGUGAACACUGCUCUAGCUCCAGCUUCAUCGUCAGAUGAAGGGGCAGGAGAUCCUGCCCCUUUGUCUGUGUAACUCCACCAUUGUUCACCCCAAGAGGUCUCAUUCAUCAAGCUCUUAAAUAAUUUCUGGUUAGUUUUAUCCUAUUAUUUGUCUUUAGCAUUAGUUAGAAUGUGUGUUAACUAAUAAUCAAAUGAAUGUUUGUACACUUCAUGACAUUUAGUCACGUUUAUUUUUUUUUUCAAGAAAUAUCAGCUAGGAACGCAACCCUUGUUUUUAAUACAUCUAUGAAAAAUAAGUUUGAUUUAAGUAAUUUGGAGUUCAGUAUCAUAUCCCAGAAAAUCAUUAUUUAUGUAUAGCGAGGGAUUCCUAUAUAUGUUUUCGAGUUUUUUUGCUGAAACAAAUGUUAUUGUAUGUGCACUAGCUGCGCCAACUAUCUAGAUCAGCUCAAGCCUCCCGUAACUCACGUGACUUCUACGUGGCCACCCCCAGUCUUAAUCCCUCCCUGCCGCGCCCACUGUGAAAACACACUGCUCUAUGCAGCACCCACAAGGGGCCCUUCCGUAGCCUCGUCUUCUCUAUCUUCAUCUCUCCUGCCCCUUUGCUCCUGUUUUUCCAUUAUUUUCCCAUCAUUUUCAUCUUAUUUCCCAUUCUUUCUCUUCUCUUCCAUUUUUAUUUUUUCAUAUAGGCAGUCCUCGACUUAGGAACUCCCGACUUACGAACACACGUACUUAUGAACCAGCUUCCAUGAAAUAUAAAAAAAUGACAUUGACUUAAAACGCGAACUCACAAUUGUAAACUGAACUGCGGAACUAUUUUGUUCAGAUGGGGGACCCUCCGCGAGAUAAUCCCUGGUGGGCAGUGUGGAACCUGUUGUUCCUAUCUGUAUGAGUCCGCCUCGCGUUGGGAGUGCGUGCAUUUGUGUGAAAUUGUGAGUGUGUGGGGAGCGGUAGUGUACCGGUUGGCGCGCUACGCUGUGAAAACGGCCACCCGAGUUCGAUUAUUGCUCACGGCCAACACCAGUACCUAGCCUGGUGUGGUGUGUAAACAUCACCACUGGGGAGAAAAAAGGCGGUCGGGCGUUGGUGCUGGUCACCCACCCCCUCGUGUGUCGUGCCGGCCUUCAUAGGUGCUGCUCGCUUACAGCACUUGUUACUUUAUUUAAUGUUUUAUUUACGAUAAAACACUUGUUACAGUCUUACAUGCAAAUGUACAAUAUUCAUAAUUAUGAGUGUAACAAUGAUUCUUUUUUUGUUGAACAUUUCAUAACACUGACCGUAUGGGAAUUUAACUCGAGUGCGUUGUGUUGCGACUUACGAACGGGUCACGGGAACGAAUUAGGUUCGUAACCUGAGGACUGCCCGUACAUUUUAUAUUUGACUCCCUUCCCUGUGGUGUAGCGACGGGUAACUCACAAGCAGGAGCGCUGCGCUUAACUGAACCGUACCGUUUGAUGGCAAAAAAUACUCGACAUUUCUGGAAGUGUUGUGCCGUGCUGCAGCUUAUUCUGAAAUGUAUUUAAUUGCUGAAAUGCAGGAGGUCUGUUCUGAUUGUUGUCUGAUCUUUGAAUGUCUUUAUAGGUACAAAAUUAAGAUGUGAGAUAUAAUUGAUUGAACGUGAGUUUGAAGGUCGAUUGAGAAUAUAGUUUUUUUUAUUGAAUGUGAAUUAAGAGAGCUCUGUACGGAUAGGUAAUAUAUACUGUAUAUUAGACAUUAGCCAAUCUGUGUAUUAUUUUGCAUAUAAAAGGAAAGGAUGUUUCAUAUCUUGGUGUCUUUAGAUUUAGGAUAAACUUUAGUUGUAAACUACAUUGGAAAGUGUACCUGCACAAUAAAAACUUGUUUACUUCCACACAACGCUGUGGGAUAGCAAU
Messenger RNA from Petromyzon marinus (sea lamprey), 8973 nucleotides. Its product is annotated as hepatocyte growth factor receptor. NCBI's taxonomy places the organism in Eukaryota, Metazoa, Chordata, Hyperoartia, Petromyzontiformes, Petromyzontidae. The record is from RefSeq and is a predicted model, not a curated record. Gene Ontology annotation, biological process: cell migration; protein phosphorylation; regulation of cell migration. Gene Ontology annotation, cellular component: semaphorin receptor complex; plasma membrane. Gene Ontology annotation, molecular function: protein binding; ATP binding; semaphorin receptor activity.